CACGUGUAAACGGCGAUUGGCGGAUGUCUUCAGGUACUUUUCCGUAACCACAAGGACCGCGUUUUGUGGCAGCCGGCGGGAGGCGCAUGACUGCCAGCCAGCAAAGAGCUGCUGUCUCAUCCGUGCCCAUCCCUCAGUCCCUGCAUCCGUACCGUCCCUCCCUCCACCUUUUGAGCCACUGAGCCAGUCAGCCAACCAACUAGUCAACGAAGAUGGCGCCCAAGUCUGCUGAGCAAGCGACGGCGUACUUUUGCGCGUCUGGCGCAGCUGCGGUGGUGAACUUCCCGCUGUGGAAAGCAUCGGCCAUGGGCCAGUCCGGAUACACCCUGCAUGCGAAGACCAUGUACGGCCGCAUGCUGGAGUCGCUGCAGCCGCCAUGGCGGGGCGUCUUUGCUGUUAUGGGCGGCAUGACAUGGGCACGCGCUGCCAUCUUCUACGGCUCGGAUAAGGGCCGGCACUUGCUACAGGCCGCGGGCGUCGGCCACUCUGCCAGCAUUGCACUGCCGCCAUUGGCCAUCAGCACGUGCGUGCAAGUGGUGAACAUGCCCUUGAUCAGGUGCUCCAUCAUGCUGCAAAACCCGACCGCAACACAGACGUCGCUCUGGCAAAUGGGCAAGCACAUUGUACACAAGCGCGGCUUCUUUGCCCUGUGGCAUGGCUUGAGUGCUGGCAUUUUCAAGACGGUGCCAAAGUAUGUGACGGCGGUGUACGUGAAGGAGAUGAUGGACGAGUGGCUGGCACCUGUGGACUCCACGGAUCGCACGGCUGUGCUCGUGCGCAGCGCAAAGAAGAGCGUCAUUGCCGGUCUGGCCGGCGCCACCCUCACCAACCCGCUCGAUGUCAUCCGCAACACCAUGUUCCAGACCGAGACAUCCAUGUUCCAGACCAUCAAGCAUCUGCAUGCCAAGAAGGGCUGGCGGUUCCUGUACCAGGGGCUUGGCAAGAACCUUGUUGCUGUCGCUGUGCCCGUCUCCCUCACCAUCUUCCUCACAGACGCUUUCAGCCGCAUCCUAGCGUGACCGAGAGAGAGAGAGUGUGUGUGUGUGUGUGUGUGCGUGUGUUUGUGUG
Salpingoeca rosetta is the source of this 1068-nucleotide messenger RNA. RefSeq lists its product as uncharacterized. Lineage: Eukaryota; Choanoflagellata; Craspedida; Salpingoecidae. The record is from RefSeq and is a predicted model, not a curated record. Bases 213 to 1019 code for a protein of 268 amino acids. Gene Ontology annotation, biological process: mitochondrial citrate transmembrane transport. The transcript has 2 exons.